Messenger RNA from Dufourea novaeangliae, 423 nucleotides. RefSeq names its product multifunctional methyltransferase subunit TRM112-like protein (gene Trmt112). Bases 49 to 423 code for a protein of 124 amino acids. Gene Ontology annotation, molecular function: protein heterodimerization activity. The transcript is spliced from 3 exons. Gene Ontology annotation, biological process: rRNA (guanine-N7)-methylation; peptidyl-glutamine methylation; tRNA methylation. Lineage: Eukaryota; Metazoa; Arthropoda; Insecta; Hymenoptera; Halictidae. The record is from RefSeq and is a predicted model, not a curated record.
UUCUUUUCGCAACUGUGCAUCCAAGAAGAUAAUUUAUUGAAUAAAAAAAUGAAACUUCUAACGCAUAAUAUGCUGACUUCAAAAUGCCUGAAAGGCGUAACGGUCGGAUAUCCUUUAGGAAUUGUUGCGAAAGAUAUUAAAGUGUCAGAAGUGGAUUUUAAUUCAGAAUUUAUUGCAAGAAUAAUCCCAAAACUCGAUUGGGCCACACUGUGGAAAGCCGCGGAGAGUGUAAGUUCCUUGUCGAAUUUGUUACAGCACCGUUCUACAGACAUUGAGACGAAUGAAGAAUUUCUGAAGAAAGUUCAUCACGUAUUACUCGAAGUUGAAGUUAUUAAUGGAGAUCUGUUAUGCCCAGAAUCUGGUAGAAAAUUUCCUAUUAAUGAUGGUAUACCAAAUAUGCUUUUAAACGAAGACGAAGUUUAA